Molecule: messenger RNA, 383 nt
Organism: Exaiptasia diaphana
Lineage: Eukaryota; Metazoa; Cnidaria; Anthozoa; Actiniaria; Aiptasiidae
Product: pyrroline-5-carboxylate reductase 3
Exons: 3
Coding region: 51-383 (110 amino acids)
Biological process (GO): L-proline biosynthetic process
Molecular function (GO): pyrroline-5-carboxylate reductase activity
Source: RefSeq, a predicted model, not a curated record
AAGAUACUGGGAAAAGACAUUUUAAACACCAAUAUUUGAUAAAAUUCACAAUGCAAAUUGGGUUUCUUGGCGCUGGUAAAAUGGCUCAAGCUAUGGCACGAGGUCUGCUCGCAUCAGGUACUUUUACAAGAGACAGAAUUAUUGCAAGUGCUGUCGAUGAUUUGUCAGCCAAUGAAAUGAGAAGCCUUGGUGUUGAAGUCACCAAUAACAAUUAUGAGGUUGUGGAACAGAGAGAGAUUGUAGUAGUAGCUGUGAAACCCAAUGUUGUGCAAACAGUUCUCCAACAAGUUUCCCCAAUUGUCACUCCAGAAAACCUAAUUGUAUCUGUAGCUGCUGGAGUUCCACUUGGAAUAAUGGAGAAGGUUAGCUUGAUUUCUUUUUGA